AAAAAAGAGACAGAUGAUCUUCCUCUAGAUAUAGAGGAAGUAGAAAAACUAUCAUACAUCUCUUCAAUUCUUUAUAUGGAAGCAUUCAUUCUACUUGUGAUAAGAAUCAAACCUCAAUUCUGAGUUGGAGAAGGAGAUGCAAUUUGUUCAUCUCAGGUUCAAAGAAAAUGAAAGUAGAGAUGAAAGAAUUGAUGAUGAUCCGGUUCCUUUUCUUCUUCCUUUGGUUUCUUCAUCUUCUGCAACAAUCUGCAGGGCAAGUGGAUGACUGCAAGCCUUCACAGUGUUCUAGGAAUGGACCUAGUAUCGAAUUCCCAUUUCGAAUAAAGGACCAACAGCCUGAGUACUGUGGAUACCCAGGAUUUGAACUGACUUGCAACAAUGGAGACACCAUCUUACAACUUCCUUCUGUUGGAGAGUUGUCUGUUUAUGACAUCUCAUAUUCAAAACAGGGCAUAAAUGUUCAGAAACAUUGCUUUGCAGAAUUCAUCCUUGGGUUUAAUGCUAGUAAUAGUUCAUCAUCCACAACAGCUUAUCCAUUCCAUUACUUCUGUAAAACGGAGAAUUACGCAUUCUUUAGCUGUCCGACUGAUGUUACCUUCGAAACCGGCAGCAUCUACAAAGUGCCCUGUUUAAGCAAUGGGAUAGAUACAGUUGUCUCCAUAAAAUCGUCUUCCGGGCUGGCAUUGGUUCAGGGGUCUUGCAACUUCAUGAAAACUGUUGCAGUUCCAAAUGUUCUACUUGACUACUAUAACUAUGGAUGCAUUGAUCCUGGAGACUAUUUUCCCUACUACCUCAUAGACAAUGUCCCUGUUUUGAGUCUGAAGUGGGAAGUGCCGGGAUGUAAUUGCAGCAAGGUAGGAGAGAAGUGCAGAUUCAAGAACAAAACCACUCAGGAGGUGGGGUGUUUCUUUGUGAAUGGAGGUCAAUUGGAAAAAUCUGUUGCCAUAGGAGUAAGCAUAGCCUUGUUGGUUCUCAUGGCAGCGACAAUUGUCUCUGUUAAGGUCUACAAGUCACAGAAAUUGGCUAACGAGAAAGCAAGAGAAGAUCAACUCAAGGUUGAGAAAUUCCUGGAGGAUUACAAGUCUCUCAAGCCCACCAGAUACUCUCAUUCCGAGAUUAAGAAGAUGACUAAACAAUUUAAAUGCAAAUUAGGACAAGGAGGCUAUGGCAGUGUGUUCAAAGGGGAACUCUCAAAUGGAAUUCUUGUUGCUGUAAAGGUCCUCAAAGAAGCAGCUAGUGAUGGAGAUGAUUUUAUCAAUGAAGUGGGCACCAUCGGUAGGAUUCACCAUGUCAAUGUGGUGCGUCUUCUUGGGUAUUGCGCAGAUGGAUACAAAAGAGCAUUGAUCUAUGAAUUCAUGCCCAAUGAAUCACUAGCAAAAUUCAUAUUCUCAGGAGAUACUAACAACCCUCUGCGACACUGGGAGAAGCUUCGAGACAUUGCAAUUGGUAUAGCGAGAGGGAUUGAAUACCUUCAUCAAGGUUGUGACCAGCGUAUCCUCCAUUUUGAUAUCAAGCCUCACAAUAUUCUACUGGACAAAAAUUUUAAUCCCAAAAUUUCUGAUUUUGGGUUGGCAAUCUUAUGUGCCAAAGGUCAAAGUAAUGUAUCGAUGACAGCUGCUAGGGGAACAAUGGGCUAUAUUGCACCAGAAUUCUUCUCUUGGAACUUUAGCAAUGUUUCCAAUAAAUCAGAUGUCUACAGUUUUGGGAUGUUGUUGCUUGAAAUGGUAGGAGGAAGGAAGAAUAUAGAUACUUCAGUGGAACACCCCAGCCAAGCAUACUUCCCCGAAUGGAUUUACAAUCGCCUACAUCAAGGGGAAGAGCUGGGUUUGAGGAUAGUUGCAGAAGAAGAUGUUGAAAUUGCAAGGAGAUUGGCCAUUGUUGCGACUUGGUGCAUACAGUGGUACCCAUCAGGUCGUCCUUCAAUGAAAACGGUGCUUCGGAUGUUAGAAGGAGAAAUUGGUAACUUGGAAAUGCCACCCAACCCCUUUGUGUCAACAGCUCCAGAAGAGGCUGAGGCAACAGUCUUGGAGGGAUCACAAGGCCCAAAUUUAGCAGUAAUCAUUGAAUAGUUGUAAAGAUAAAAGAGUAUGGUAAGCUUCAGGUUCAAGUAUAGCUUAUAAUGAUCAAUAAGGAAAAGCAUGCACAA
Messenger RNA from Macadamia integrifolia, 2146 nucleotides. RefSeq names its product rust resistance kinase Lr10-like. The transcript has 4 exons. Gene Ontology annotation, biological process: protein phosphorylation. Gene Ontology annotation, molecular function: ATP binding; protein kinase activity; polysaccharide binding. NCBI's taxonomy places the organism in Eukaryota, Viridiplantae, Streptophyta, Magnoliopsida, Proteales, Proteaceae. The coding region runs from base 168 to 2069 and encodes 633 amino acids. The record is from RefSeq and is a predicted model, not a curated record.